Molecule: messenger RNA, 693 nt
Organism: Alternaria arbusti
Lineage: Eukaryota; Fungi; Ascomycota; Dothideomycetes; Pleosporales; Pleosporaceae
Exons: 2
Coding region: 1-693 (230 amino acids)
Source: RefSeq, a predicted model, not a curated record
AUGGAUAGACAUGCAGAAGAGAAAGAGCUUCGGGAGAGCUAUUACAUCCACUGCCGCAACAGGGGCUACACCAUCGACGAAGCCUCUGAGCGCAGCCUCAAAUACGUCCAGCGUGUUCUCAACGCAGAUUCAAUCAUCUCGAAAAGAUACCUAGAAGAGCUAUAUCAAGCGAGUAGAGCGCACCAUAGGUACUCAUCGUCUCCACUCUCGUAUGAUGACGACCCGCCGAUGCAUAGCUCACGGAGAGCCAGAGAUGGCGGUGGAUACGAUGCUUUUAGUGGGUUCUCCGGUAUGAUGUGGAGUCUUCUUGACGACAAUGACAGCAUAUUUGCAGAGAUGCGAACGCAAGCUGAAGAAGAUUGGAGCAUACCAAGUGUACCUGAAUAUCGCGCUCCUCAGUACAUCCCCUCUCAUUACAACUACCAGAAUUACGACCGGGAGCCACAAUGGCAACACGCGGAGGAUCGGAAUUUGUACACCGUGCUUGGUGUUGGUCGAACUGCCACAGCCGCUGAUGUCAAGAAAGCGCACCGUGCUAUGAGUUUGAAGUGGCAUCCUGAUCGCUGUCGGGGACCCGAUAAGAAGAAAGCUACUGAGAAGAUGGCGGAGAUUAACCAAGCGAACGAUGUAUUGCGUGAUGAGGUCAAGAGGACGUUUUAUGAUAGAUGGGGGGUGUUGCCUAGUGAGGUGUAG